Molecule: messenger RNA, 4814 nt
Organism: Chara braunii
Lineage: Eukaryota; Viridiplantae; Streptophyta; Charophyceae; Charales; Characeae
Source: the annotation of a GenBank genome assembly
UCGGUCAGGUCAUUACUGAUGAGAAAGGAAGGAGGUUCAAGGUAAACGAAUCGUUGGACGCCAUCAAGGAAAGAUGGUUGAAGGAGAGAACGGUCAUCGUGGUGUUCCAAGAGGAGGCCCGUAAUUUAAUGAGAGGAGUUAAAGAAGACCUCAUAAGAGCCUAUGAGGAUGGGUGGUUGGCGAGGAGGCUAUUUAAUCCGGAGGUACAACGGGGCAGGGUCACGUUUGACGGGGUGAAUGUUGUUUCAUAUGUAGCAAAGGCGCCGGAGGUGGCUGCGUGGAUGGUUCAGAUGGCAUCAACAAAGCUGAACCUAAGGGGCGUGAACUAUCCGGUGGUUUUCAAACCAUGGAUGACGAAGAUAGACCUGAAGGAUCUCAGGUUGAAGGAGGCAGAGACUAACUUCUGGAUAGUGGCUUUGAGAGUUCCUUUCGAGGUUUUCUAUUACCUGGCUUCUGCAAUGGAAGGACUAGUUGGCGGAGUAAAGCAUAUGCACCCGCCAGAGGUUGACCGCUCACGUCCAAAGCUGGUGAAUGUGAAGUUUGAUAUGGAGUCACAGGCAAGGUACCGAGUGGAGGACACGUUGGCGGUAGAAUCCCCGAAAGGGAAGAUCUGGAGGAUGGAGGUGGCCACUCCCAACACCGACUGGUGCCGGGCCUUGGGAGAGAGGGGGAAAGGGUUCUUCAGACUGAACUCACAGAAUCUGGAGGACCCAGGGCUAAAAGUUUGGGUGCGGGACAACAUGGAGACCUGGAACUCAGCGAAAGAUCAGUUUCAGACCACGGCAGACUGGCUGGACGGAGGGCUAGCUAGAGUCUCAGGAAUGAUGAGUGUGUGCUCCCGUAUUCUAGCCAGAGACAGAAAUAGAGAGGAGGACCAGUGCAGGAAGGCAGUGGAAGAGGCUGAGAGGAAAAUGAUGCAACACCCUAUCUCGGAACGGACGUGGGCGGCGGAGAGAGCAAGACGGCUGGGAGAGUGGGAAAAGAUACAGGCUGCAAAACACGGGCGAUGGGAAGAAACUCUGAAAAUCAAGGGGAUUGUGGUACACGACAAGCUAACAAAAAAAACCUUUCGUCGGUUGCUGCCUAGUGCAGCACAUCAGCAGGUGGUUCAGCUCAAUCACCCAUUCGACCCAGCAGCAGCUCCGGCAGCUGCACCUGCAGAGAUGCUGGAGUACGCUAGGCUGUACUAUGCGGAUAUUUUGACUGCAAGAAGGUUAGCAGACUCUCCUCUCUCGGACCUCUCACAAGGCAGUGACAUGUGGCAGCAGACAGAAGUGCUUUUGACACCUCAAGAAAGAUUGAGCUUGGACAGGCCGAUUACGUUGGAGGAGUUGGCGCAGACACUAAGGGUAAUGGCAACAGGCAAGGCACCGGGGAGGAAUGGGUUGUCCGUGGAGUUUUUUCGAUGUUGUUGGGAUGCGUUGGGCCCUCCACUAGUGGAAGUGUACAACAAGGUACUAGUGGGAGAAUGUCUGGGUGCGGCGAUGACACAUGGGGUCAUUGCACUAAUGUUCAAGAAGGGAGAUAAGACGAAUGUGAGGAACUAUCGCCCGAUUUUCCUCUUGAACGUAGACUAUAAGAUCCUAGCAAAAACGAUGGCGUUAAGGCUAGGGAAAAUCCUCCCCAGACUGGUAGAACGUGACCAAGGGGCCUUCGUGCAAGGAAGGUCGAUCUUCCAUAAUAUCCUCACGACAAUUGAGUCAGUGGAGGUCUUGAAGGGGGAGCACAGGGAUAUGGCAGUGCUAAUGCUGGAUCUAGAGAAGGCAUAUGAUAGAGUGGGCUGGUCAUUUGUCCUAACUACGCUGAGAAGGAUGGGUUUUGGGGAUGGGUUCUGCAGAUGGGUUUUAGCAAUGUACACGGCGGCUUCGUUUGCGGUCCAAGUCAAUGGCCACCUCUCGAGGUCCUUUCAACUGACACGCUCGCUACGGCAAGGUUGUCUGUUGGCACCUCUCCUCUUUGUAUUGCAGCUGGAGGUCCCGCUGAACUGCAUCAGGAAGCACCAGCUCAUCAAAGGCCUCCCCUUGGCAGAGGGCAGGGAAUGCAGGGCGAAAGCCUUAGCAGACAAUCUCUUCUUGGUGCCAGAGAACUCAGUGGCUUCGCUGGGGGCAAUCAAAGCGGUCUUAGAGGAAGAUGCAGAAAAGCAGUUCAAUCUCGAUUUCGUGCACCUGUUUACAAACACGUCCAGGUUCAGAGUGGAGGAGGUGGGGUCGGAACUGAAGCACGCUAAUGAUCAGCUGGCGAAGAUGAAAGACGAACUUGCGCGCUGUACGAAAGAUCUCGAGGGGGCGAAGACGCAACGGUAUUAUCUGGUUUCCGCGACAAAUGAUGCCACCUCCGCAAAGUCUGCACUGGACAAGGAUUUGGAGGUGGUGAAGAAGGCGGUGGAGGAGAAAUCGAGGGGCCUGGAGAGCUCGGAGGCUGCCCUUCUCCGAUCCACCGCACAGAACCGGAAACUUCAGGCGGAGGUUGACCGACUAAGGAGGGAGGUUGACAGCACUGCGAAGAGAUUCGAAGCCACUCUGGAGACACUAGAGUCAACCCGGCAAGCGAAGGAAGAAGCGUACCAGCUCGCAGAGGAGUACAAGAGGAUGCUAACAGAAGAGAUGGACUCUCAGAUGAGAGGCGACGAGGAAAGGACGCUUCGGUGGGAGGCGGCACUGGAGAACGCAAACAGGCAGUACCGAGAGGCUGUGGAGAAGAUCCACAGUCAGCAGCGUCUGCUGGAGGACGCACGGGAGGAACUGCGAGUUGCGCGGGAGGAAGCCGCGGCGGUGCAGAAGGAGCUCGAUACGCUGAAGGAGCAACACAAAGUUGCGGUCGAAGGGGUGGCGAAGCUGCGGCAGGUGUUGAAAGGAGUGAAGCAGCAGCAAAAGGAGGCAUCGGAAGGGGCCAGCAACUUACGGGUGGACCUGAUCGAGGCAAGGGAGGACGCGUCGUUGGCAGAAAAGAGGGCAAGGAAUCUUCAGGCGGAAAUUGAGAAGCUACGGGAGGAGGUGCGGGGGGCGGAGGAGAGGGAAAGGAAGCUGCAGAGAGAGAUGGAGGAGGUUAGAAAAGUAAAAACUGCGGCGACAAAGGGAGAGGGUGGGGGGAGAAAACAAGUCGUCGACGAGCUUGAGGCCAAGCUUGAGCUUGCACAGCAGGCGAAAGCGGAUUCCGAAGCGAGGGCAGAACGCGCGGAGACGGACGCUAGAAUUGCACGAGUAGCGGAGGCAAGAGCAAAGGCCAUGGCUGGAGCGGCAGAGAGCCGCAUGAAGGCCACACUCCAGGAAUCGGAGAUGAGGCUUGCCGCAGCGAUCGAGGAGGCGGAGUCCAGAGUUGCUUCUGCUCAGAGGGAGGUCGUCGCAUGCAGGCAGUCAGAGGCCAAAGCCGUUGCUACGCUGGAAGCAAUGAGGAAGGAGACAAUGGAAGAGAGGAAGAAGUAUCAAACGGCCACCGCCGAAGCGGAAGAAGUUAGCGCGCUGGCAAAAAUGGCCAAGGAGGAAAUGGAAAUAACAACGCUGAGAAGCCGUGAGGCAGAGCAGCGGGCCGAGGCGAGGGUAAGGGAAAUGAAAACGCGCUCGCAGGCUGCGGAGUCCCAGGUCCGAGCACUCAAAGAGGAGCUGAAACUGCUUCAGGGGCAAUUGCGAGGUCUCAAGAUGCAAUUUGACACAGUGAGCCGGAGGGCGGAGGAAGAAGCGACGAGGGCCAAGGAUGCAAAUGAGGAGGUGGCCUCCCUGCAGCAGCAAAUGCAAGAACUGCAAGUGCGGGAGAGGGAAGCUGCGGAGAAAGCGGAGAGGGCAGAGACGGAGAAGUUAGUGGUCGAGGGCCAGCUCAGGAUGUUCAAAGCUGAAGCAGAGUCGCGGAGAAAAGGUACUCUCAACACCAAAUGUGUGCGAGACAGCGCUGGCGAUACCCCUUCUGACAGCUCUUUUACGGGCAGUACACGGUCGAAGCAUCGGCAUCGCGCGACUUAUAAAUCUGAGCGAGACAACGCUUGCGACGACACACCUUCGGACAACUCAUUUAGUGGCAGUAUACGUUCUAAGCACCGCCAGGGUGUGCACCAUGCAUCUUCCGAGGAUGGAGUCAGCAUCGGAUCGCCCUCUGGAGACUUCAAGCUUACAGAAGAAAAGUUAAGGCGGACGUCUAGGGCGUUGACAAGGGUGGUGUCGCAUCAGCCACGGUAUGGCGGUGCGGAUGGCCUGGGUUCGAACCCUGAUUGGUACAACCAGUCGUUGUUUGUAGACUACCGGUGUUUCUACAUCCUGGUGUUUCUACAUUAUACAGCUGAUGAGGCGAGGUCUUCCUCACUCCCCUCGCUCUUUGAGUUGAGGGGAUGGGGAUUUGUUUUGGCACAGGAGGAGGGUGGAGGGGGUGUAGGUGUUUUCGGGAGCAGGACGCCGUGCUCUGGACAUGCCGAGGAGGAGGGAGGAGGAGGGGGUAGGUGUUUUCGGGAGCAGGACGCCGUGCUCUGUACAUGUCGAGGAGGAGGAGCUUCAUAUCGUCAAAUCGAUUUCUGUUUGCACAUUUUUUGACAUGUCGUUUCGCAUGUCACAUUCAGUGGCAGUGGGGGCUCGAUUGUCCGACUGCCCGGAAUGUGUGUGAGCGAGGUGAAAGGAGUGGGGUCCGAGGGGGGGAUGUACGAGGGAAGUGGAAGCACACAUUGUAUUUGAAUUUCUGGUGACGAUUGUAUGUACGUUCCUGCGGAAAGUCGAGGAGCUGCUUUGCUCACUUUUGGGCAAAUUGGCUUAUGGUGCAAGCAAGGAGCUGUUACACUGGGUAGACACAGACAGACAGACAGACAGACAGACAGACAGUAAAAGCGCCGGCAAGAG